ACCAAUCACAAUGGCAUUAUUAGAGAAAGCAAGGUUGGCAAAACAGCAUUGUGAAACACUACGCAGUAGCAACACUUCGUAUGAGGUAAAUGAGUUUGAUAAUGGAUACAUUGUGAAUUUGGCUACUCAUGUAUGUGCAUGUAGAAGAUGGGAUCUCACAGGUAAAUGAGUUUGAGUAAGUUAAUUUUUAUAAAUUGUUGUGUACCCCGUUGAUUCUAAUUGAAUGUGUGACUUACAGGAAUACCAUGUAGGCAUGCUGUAUGUGUUCUAGAUGAUAACCAAGAUGAUCCAGUACGGUAUGUGGCUAAUUAUUACUUCACUUCAGUUUUUAAGAAGACAUAUGAAGAGAACAUCAAACCUGUCAAUGGUGAGAAGCUGUGGAGUAGGACAAAUAAGCCUCCAAUAGGGAUAUCUGAGAUGAGAAAACCAAGAGGGAGACCAAAAAACGGAGACAGGCGUAAGGAACCUUUUGAAGACCUACAAAAUUCAGGGAAAUCAACAAGACAUGGCAGGAUUCCACAUUGUAGCCUAUGUGGUCAAGCUGGGCAUAACAAGAGUAGUUGCAAGAAUGAACCACUUGUUGUGGAGGGUCCAAAGAACAAACGUGGGAGACCAAAGAAGCUUAUAGAUGAGAGUCAUCCUAAGGCACCCCCAAAGCCAAGAAAAAGAAGAAACACUCUUGUAGCUGGAAGUAGUUCUCAGUCUAUACAAGCUGGUGAAUCAAGCUCACAAACUCCGGUUACUUCUAGUGCUCCUCAGCCUUCAAUCUCAUCAAAUCAAGUGCAGCCACAUGUGAAGAAAGCUAGAAGAGGGAGACCAUUGAAGAUUAGAAAAACUAGUAAAAUUCCACAAGGUGUUGGAACAUUUUGGAGUCCAUUCACGGAUCGACCAUUUCAGGUGUUUGGAGACCGAGUUUAUGAUAGGUCUAACCUAAACCCAAAACCUCAAGAAGAACGUAAUACAUAGUCUAUUAGCACCAUGUUUUUGUGACUAGUAACUACAUUAUCCACUCUCUGUUAUGACUAUGGUUACUUUUGAGAUUUUGUUUGCUUUUGAAUUCAUGUAUGACAAUGUGACAUUAUCAUCAUUUUUGGAUUUUU
This is a messenger RNA of Camelina sativa (false flax), 1100 nucleotides long. The record is from RefSeq and is a predicted model, not a curated record. Lineage: Eukaryota; Viridiplantae; Streptophyta; Magnoliopsida; Brassicales; Brassicaceae.